AAAUAAAUUCAAUGGAGAAAAUGUCAUUAGCGUGAAAUAAAUAGAGCCAAUAUCAAUGGACAAAAUGGUUGCUGUGGAUUUGAUUCUGUUUGUAAAUAUCAAUGGACAAAAUGGUUGCUGUGGAUUUGAUUCUGUUUGUAAACUGGUUAUGGUUUAGGUGUUAGUCCACGUCUUCCGUGUCAUAAUAGCAUGUGUUGGCUACAAACAAUUCCUCCACCAGACCAUUGAAGCCAUUGGUAUAUAUACAUGAUCUUUUGAAGACACAAAGCCCAGGAAGGAGGGAGCAAUCAAUUGAUGAAUGGACGGUAAUCACACCAUCUCAUCCGGGGAUGACUUUUGUGAUUCAAUCAUUCCUGGACUUCCUGAUGAUUUAGCAUUGAGAUGCCUGGCAAAAGUAUCUCAUGGAUACCAUGGGUUGCUGGAAGUUGUGUGUAAGAGAUGGCGAAAUUUAAUUAGAAGCUCAGAGUAUGCUCGGUUCAAAGCUCAAGAAGGCUGGUGUGGUAAUUGGCUUUUUGUCCUGACAGAAGAACAAAUCAGGGGUCCAUGGAAUGCAUACGAUCCUGAAGCUGAUAGAUGGCAUCCCUUACCACCAAUACCCUGGUCAAGGUCCAAUCAAAAGCACUUGGGGUUUUCAUGCAUCAGUGUGGCAAAGAAGUUUCUAGUGAUUGGUGGAUAUUACACUCCAUGCGACAUUCUAGGUCAGCUGAAGAAGUUCACUGCAACUGAUGAGGUUAUACAGUUUGAUCCUUUUUCAAACAAGUGGAGUAAAGUAGCAAGUAUGAGAGUUGCACGAUCAAACUUUGCAUGCGCUGUUGUUCACGAUAAAGUGUAUGUAGCAGGUGGUUAUAGCCAGUUGUGUGCAAACACACUUUCUCAUGCAGAAGUUUAUGAUCCUGUGGAAGAUAGGUGGCAGGAUAUUCCAGCCUUGCCAAGUGCACGUGAGGACUGUGUUGGGUUCUCUUGUGGUGGUUUAUUCUAUGUUGUUGCCGGAAUAGAUAAUCGAGCAGAACAAAAGACUGCAGAAGUUUUUGAUCCAGUCAAGGGUAGUUGGUAUUCCCAGUUAAACUUCUGGCUGUUUUUUCGUUUAAUGCCAUGUCCUGUUACAACAGUCAAGGACUGCAUCUAUGUAAUUGAUGAUUGGGAUGGAAACAAUAUAAAACUUUGGGAUAGAUUGAGUGGUUCCUGGAUUAAUGUUGGGCCAGUUCCAUCUGUGCGGUUUUCUGACAUUUCUCAUGCACUUAAGGGCUUUGGCUUUGGUCUGAUUGGUUUUCAAAACGACCUUUAUGUGAUAGGGGGCAAAGUCCUUAAAUGGGAACCAUCAGAUGGUCACUGGCGAAAUGUUGAAAUUGUGAAACUAAAUGUGGUGAGGAUUUGUAGGAUAAAUGGAGCACAACCAGAAUGGAGGGAAGUGAGACCUAUAAGGGGAUCCAAUGGGGCAGUUGUUGGAUGUGCAGUUUUGGAAGAGUGAAUGGAAUUCCAAUUAACUGGUUUCCGUUAAAAUACUUCUAGCUGGGAUUUUGUUUUUUGUUACUCUUAGUGGUGUCCGUGCCGUAUUGAUAUAUAGAAGUUAAUUUACAAAUAGACCCAUUUUGGGCAUUCCCAAGGACCAGAAUUCGGGAAACAAACUGUAUCUUUUUUCUUUUAAUAAAAGUGACAAUUUGUGUAAA
Cryptomeria japonica (Japanese cedar) is the source of this 1667-nucleotide messenger RNA. RefSeq names its product F-box/kelch-repeat protein At1g16250. The coding region runs from base 299 to 1468 and encodes 389 amino acids. NCBI's taxonomy places the organism in Eukaryota, Viridiplantae, Streptophyta, Pinopsida, Cupressales, Cupressaceae. Gene Ontology annotation, molecular function: protein binding. The transcript has 3 exons. The record is from RefSeq and is a predicted model, not a curated record.